Lichtheimia ornata is the source of this 399-nucleotide messenger RNA. RefSeq lists its product as uncharacterized. The record is from RefSeq and is a predicted model, not a curated record. Gene Ontology annotation, biological process: positive regulation of transcription by RNA polymerase II. Gene Ontology annotation, molecular function: DNA-binding transcription factor activity; sequence-specific DNA binding. Lineage: Eukaryota; Fungi; Mucoromycota; Mucoromycetes; Mucorales; Lichtheimiaceae. Gene Ontology annotation, cellular component: nucleus. The transcript has 3 exons. The coding region runs from base 1 to 399 and encodes 132 amino acids.
AUGGAUCCCAUCAAUCGUCAACCCCACGAGCCUACGUUGGCUGCCUUUUAUUGGGAAGAUCAAUCAACGCUAUGCUAUCACUUGGAUGUGAACGGCAUCCUUGUCAGCCGUCGUCAUGACAAUGACAUGGUCAAUGGCACCAAGUUACUCAAUCUCACCGGCAUAUCCCGUACCAGGCGUGAUACGAUUCUCAGAGGUAUUGAGAACGGUGUUGUGAUUCGUGUUGGUCCCCUUCACCUCAAAGGUAUCUGGAUCCCUUACCAUAGUGCCCUGGAAUUGGCUAAUGGAUACGAUAUCAUGGAUCGUGUACGUCCUUUGUUUGUGGAGAACCCUUCGGAGGUCGUCUCAUGGGCAGCAACUGCUCAGUAUAAUCGUCUACCUGCUUCUUCGAGUUUAUAG